AUGUGUGUUUGUCAAAUACUGCAAGUGACUAAUUUAUCUCCAUUUUUGUUUUGCAGAGCAAGACUUCAGGUUUUUAAAGUUGGGCCUAGUUUUAAUUGGCAGGUAAAAACUGCAUGCAGUGCUGGCAAAGAAUCCCUGAAAAUUUUAAUGAUGAAUAAAAUAAAACUGUCUGAAAUUAUUUACUGUACUUCUUCGAUCUAUCCCCAGUUUGGCUCCAGUGCAACAGCUAAAUACUGUAGGUGAAAUCUUGUAUUGUGCGCAAUGUUGUUUCUGGUGCAAUCAUCUUGAACCAGAUCCCUCCACAGUUCACUUCAAGAUUGGCAAGUACCCAGGCAUCCUGAUAAUUUGAUUAUGCAAGUUUUCAGUUUUGGAUACCACGUCAUCAUAUAGUGCAUGCACAUACAGUAAUAGAUUGAACUGGGAUAUUAUCAAAUUUUGCAAGUGCCAAUGAAGGAUUAGUGUGGCACCAUGGUAUGGCACGCUUUUGUUAUUGUUUUUAUCUUACCCAAAAUCAACAAAUAAUGGUAAAUUACCUUGUCUGGUAUCUUUCCAAUAAUAUCAGAUAAUACGAAUCAAGGAUUCUCAAAGGCUGGUUUAAAUAUACGACAGAUUACAAAAAAAACGUUUCCAGCAGGAAUUUGAUCCCGCAGUACAAUGGUGUGGUACUAAUCUUUUUGCAUUCUCAAUUUAUUGUUUUCAUGUUAGGGUGCGAAAUAACGGCUGGAGGGUCGCUGGUCAAGGUGACCGUAGGCCGUAUUCCCUGACCGCUUUUCGUUCAGUUUUGUUGCCCCCCUUCGGGCACUACUUUAAAUUCACACGAAUCUAUACAUUUUUAUACGCUGAGUACGAAUUCACUUGUUGUCACUCGCACAAACCUGCAGUUUUUUUGUAUUUUACAAACAUCAACAUAUUUUAUUAAAAUUUCCGCCAUUUUGUUCAGGAAACUUCAUGUUAUAUACAAUUAUUGUACUAGUUCAAGUCUCUUAGCGGGGGGGUUGCACGCGGUAUUACGCAUUUUUAUCAUUCUUCUGAGGAAAAUAUACGUACAGAAAUAAAAAUAUAGAUAUUUUUUCACAAUAUUAAAAUGCAAAAGGUAAUAAUACAUGUUUGUAUAUAAUCAGGAACUAAUCUACUAUUCUUUAUUCCGCCAACUUUUGGGUUUUUGGCCUCACCUUGAUGUGAAAUUGCAAAGACUGUCACUAUAUGGUCUAUAUCCACAAAGACUCACUUGACUUGUCCAGAAUAGAUGGUUUGGCUGAAACUCUCAAACUCAUUAUUUAUGUUAGUCAACAUUUAUUCAUAAAUCUGGUCCUUCAUCCUCAUGUGUGUAUUGUAUUCUUGCCAAAUCCACCUUGUAUUCUUGUAAUUUUCAAUUUACCCUAUUGUUCGAGUUACGGAUAGGUAACUUUCCUAAGACAUAUUUGCUAUUGGUUAGUUGGGCAAAAAUACAGAGACCAGAUUUAUGAAUAAACCAGUGGUGUAACUUUACUUUUUUGACCAUUUGCUCUCAGGGCAAUUAAGUUAAUUGGACAUGAAAAUUAGUUGCCCUGAAUAAAAUUCAUUUGCCAGGGGGUAUAAAUCAAGGGGGCAACAUGUCGACUCAUUCUCUAUGUGGCUAUGUUAUACUGCCUUAGAUCUACCUUAUAAAAAAAUUAUCCGAUAAUGAAAGCCGAGCUUUUUGUGGCAAGAGGCAACUUGCCCAAUCAGGCAAGAUAAAACGUUUACUUGCCUGUCAUGAUAUUCACUUGCCCCGGGCAAGUGUUAAGUUACACCUCUGUAAACGUUGACUAACAUACCUGUAGAUAAUGAGGUAUAUAUAUUGUUGAUAAUGAGGUAUAUAUAUUGUUAUUCUAAUGAGUUUCCAAACCAUCUAUUCUAUUAACUAUGGUAUGUUCCAUUUUCUUGUAUUAUAAUAAAAUUUUUGCUAUCAUGACAUUGAGCUUUGUAAAAAAAACUUUUGGAAGAUGUCUUUCACUUACUUUUGGUCUGUUUAUAUGGAGUUAACCCAGCCUAGAUUAGCCAUAUUUUUUUAAUCACUUUAUUGUUAUUAAAGUAUUUACAUUAGCAAAUGGUAUCUCUCUGAGGGAUAAAACCUUCAAAACUUUAUUGUUGACAAAAAUUUCAGGUAGACAAUACCCAGGAAAAUUGCCUAUUCACAUUGCAAGGCUAAAAUUAUGUACAUAAUUUCAAUAAAUUAAUAAAAUAAACAACUUUACCAAGGACAAGUGAGUCUUUAUGGAUGACAAGAACAGUAGAUUAGUUCCUGAUUAUUUACAAACAUGUAUUAUUACCUUUCGCACUUUAAUAUUGUGGAAACAUAUCUAUAUUUUUAUUUAUUUCUGUAUAUUUUCCUCAGAAGAAUGAUAAAAAAUGCGUAAUACCGCGUGCAACCCCCCUGCUAAGAGACUUAACUAGUACCAUAACUGUAUAUAACAUGAAGUUUCCUGAACAAAAUGGCGGAAAUGUUAAUAAAAAAUGUUGAUGUUUGAUCAACUGCAGGUUUGUGCGAGUGACAACAAGUGAAUUCGAACUCAGGUAUAAAAAUCUAUAGAUUCAUGUAAAUUUAAAGUAGUGCCCGAAGGGGGGCAACAAAAAUCGUUUUCUAAGCGACUUUUGGGGCCAGGGAAUACGGCCUACCGGGCCAAAUCAAUUUUAGCUCGGACAUAUCAAAUUUCUGACCUGUAAAAUUAUUCAGCUUAAUUUACUUUGCUGCCUAGUAAAGUAUACGUCCCUUAAAAAAAUGUGACUAUACAAUUACUUUAUGGUUUGAGUUUCCGUGUUUGGAUGGCCUUAAUCCAAACACGCGGGAAUGUUGCGAGAGUUGAGAAAAGCGCGCGAAACACGAGCCGAAGUUUUAUAAAAUAACAACUUUCCGUGUUAAAAUUUCACUUUAAAAAAACUUUCACUUUAAAUUUCCGUGUUUGGAUGGCCUGAUCCGAACACGGGUUUCGACCAAUCAAAGCACGCGUUAUAUACAUGUUAUUUUAUAAUAUUUUUUCCAGUAGCAUUACAAACUUCACAUAAAAUAGCUUGCAUCGCGAUUUGCGAUAAAAGAGUGCACUGAAGAUGUGCGGAAACCGGCGUCACCUAAACUUAACUGGAACAGCUUGACGAUGAUUUCUAAGCGGUGGUGCGAGGUGAAUGGAACGCUUGGUAAUCAUGUCAACACAAAAGGCCAUUAUUUUGAACUUUAUUUUAGACUUAGUGUUCUCUCUCCUCCGCAGAGCCUCUUUAAGUAUUUACAAAUAACUUACAUGAAGUUUCCUGAAUAAAAGUGAGCGCGCGCGGUGUGAUGGGAAGAUUGAAAUGAAGCCGAGAAGGCUCUGCCGCCUAAUGCGACGAAGUAUGGUUUUUGAACCAAACCAGUUAUUUGACUUUUUUAAACUUGAAAUUGGUGCAAGUAGACAGAAGAAGAUAUUGAUUUAACAAAUAUAAAACAUUUUCCGUGUUGAUAUACAGUUAUAUCAACACGAGUGGAAAUUGGGAAAACGAGAAAUUGUGUGGAAACACGACGCCCGAAGGGCGGAGUGUUUUCACACAAUUUCGAGUUUUCCAAGUUGCAACAAUGUUGAUGGUUCAACAACUUGUUAACAAUAUUGUUCACGGGGUGCAGCACAACAUUGUUCGCUCCUGUUUUGAACAACUUGCAUCAACAUGAUGAUUUUUACGCGUGUUGCAGAGGCUUCCUUUAUUUCACUCUUCCCAUCACUCCUUGUGCGCUCACUUUUCCCCCAUUGGAAACUUCAUGUAAGCCUCUGCGGAAGAGAGAGGUCAGUGUUUAAUUUUAUAUAGUUUUUCUCUAUUUAUUAUUACUGUCGAUGCAAUGGAAGUGUUGAUAAAAUAUUGCACCAAUUCCUUUCCUCAAGUUGAUCAAUUCAUUUGAUAGAAAAUUGAUCAACUUCCUGUUACUUUUAGAUGAGCCAAUUAGAUUUCGUUUCAGAACCGAUUGACCAAUAGGAAACGCAACGCACAGGAAGUAAAAAGAAAUUUGAAUUCGUAUGAAUUGAUCAACUUGAGGAAAUGAAUUCAUGCAAUAUUUUAUCAACACUUCCAUUGCAUCGACAGUAACUGAAGCUGCUUCCCAUCAUUUUGUCCUCAGCUCUCGUUCUCUUAGUCGGAACCCCCCCCCCCCCAUGAGAGACAGGAGAAACAGUCUGCGAUCAAUCAACACUAACGCCGUACAGUUACGUAAGCAGUAUUUUAAAAUUAUCCAAAAAGUGUCAAGUCCAAGAUGGCGGACGCAGAGCAACUAUGAAUUAUUACACAUAACAAUGUAUUUAAUAUUCAAUUUUUGGCGUGAUCACAAAGGAAAGUUUCAACCAAUCAUAUCCCCCCUCCCCGUUGGGCGGGGGAACUGUACGGCAUUAGUGUUGAUUGAUCGCAGACUGUUUCCCUGCUUCACUGUUUCCCUGACUUACGUGACGCUCUUUAAAACGUCAGUAAAUUAAAACAGCUUCGUGUGCACGAACAAAACGUAAUCAAAAUAAUUUUUUUUCUUUAUUCUUUCUUACUGACAUCAUGUGUUCAUGUCGAUUCAAUUUUGUAACAGCUGUAGUUAGUGAAGUCGCGACGUUUCAACUUAACUAAGCACAACACAUGCAGUUCUGACGUAAGAUAAAGUCAAGUAAAGAUUAGUUUGUUUGUUUUUUAUCGAAAGUGACCGAUUAAAAUGACCAGCUAGGCACUAUCACUUUGAUUGGACAACUCCGCAUUCGCGCCCUGCAUGUGUAACUGAGUCACAGGGUUUCUAUUUCUGAUAGCUGAACAUUGAACAUCUUGCUCCAAAUUUGAAACCUCAUAUGCAAAACUCUUCAAAAUUCUGAAUCAAUUUAUUAGCAAGGGCCAAGGGAUCAUGACUUGAUAAAAUUGGUGAAUAUUUAUUGAGAUUGUCCCUGUUCCAAAUAAUUAGGCUAGUUUUUGAAAUGCUCCCUAAAUUAUGCAAGUUUUUUUUUUCUUUUUUGCAGGCAUUUCAAAGUCAUUUAGAGACGAAUUACGGGCAAAUUUUAAAAACUACAUCUCAAACUGAUGAUGGUAAGUGAAUUUCAAAAAAUUUUCUUUUUCAUGAAGUGUAGAAGUCAUAUUAACACCAUUUACGUUCAAGCUCUAAACGUAACGUUUUCUAAUUAAUUCUGUUACUUUGACCAAUGAAAUUAACAUGUUUGAUGCAUGAAAUGUAAACAAUUCGUAACGUCAACUGAAACGUUUUGUUACUUAUUUUGGCGCGUUUACUGAUUUUAUGAUAAAGAUUUACCAGAUAUAUAACUUAUCCCAAACUUGCUAACUUUAAAUAUUUCCAUUUUUAUAUGCAAACGUACAAAACAUUGUAAUUAACGUAAAUGGUAGUAUUCCAUGCGGGAAACAAAGUUUAGUUAAAAUUACAGCAUCAUAACACAGCAUAAUAUUGAGUUAUUAUAUGUAAAACAGCUUUAAUAUACAGCACCUAUGUUUAACAUUUAUUCGGCGAAGUGGAUGUAUAGUGUAGGUUAUUCACUGUAACUCGAUUUUGUUACCGUAUUUGUUACCCAUAAUUACAGCAUUUGUUACCCAUAAAUUUGACUCGUAUUUGUUACCCAUAAUUAAUCUCUAGAGUUAUAUUGAAAUUGAAUUGGUUUUUUAGGCAUUAAAGUAUAAAAUAAGUAAUUGCCUGAAUUUGCUGAUCUUGAUUUUUUUAUUUUCCCCAUCUAGAUGACCAAUCACUGUUGACAUGUUUUGUUGAAUUCACAGAUCCAAAUAAUGCCAGAAGGUAUGUGAUACUGUAUAUUGUCACAUUGUGUUUUACACUAAACAAUGAUUUAUGAUUACAGGGUUAAAUGCAUGGUAGAUCAGAGUUAAAAAUAUGGCAAUUUGUGUGUGUUGCUUAGGGUGUGUACUUUGUAAAAACGUUUUCUGUAAAACUGAUAGUUAUAGCCAUUCGUCUCUGCAUCAAGUAUAUACCCUUCUUAUGAAAUAAGACCCUUCUGAAAGAAACUUUGUGGUACCAUGGAUAAUAAAAUAAAUGGAUAGGACUCUAGCUGACGUAAGCAAAAACAACCUAGUUGCAAUCUGUGACGUCACGCGUAUUGCAAAGUUCUCGGCAUUUUUGUUGUCUCGCUAGACUUUCCGCUUUAAAAGAGUAAUAUUGAAGCAUGAACUUGUCUAAUUGUUUCAAAAACACGCCUAAGCCACGACAAAGUAUUCAAGGUAAAUGUUUUUCGUCUUUGUUUUGUAUUUUUUUACAUUUGUAGCUACGAAAUUGACGUCCCCAAUUUUAACGAAAUUUGGGAUGCAUUUUUCACUGUUUAGUGCUUGAAAUAUUUGCUAAACUUGACUGGGAAUACUUAGAGAUUUCAUUGUAGAAUGGCGUAGUUAUAUUCAUUUGCUCUUUGACUAAAAUAUUUAGCUGUAUUAUUGCUAAACAUGCCGUUUUUGAGAAUUUGGUUUGCAACUAGGUUUCAACAUCCAAUCACGCCAUCAGUCCAUUGAAAACAUUAGGUCACGUCAGCUAGUUUCCUAUCCAUUUAUUUUAUUAUCCAUGGUGGUACUGACUAUAUAAUUCAUAAAUGCACUGAUACAUAUGUACAGUACAGGCAUACAUCACGUAGUUGAUUAUAAGCUGGUCCUAACUUUCCAUGGUGGCCGUGAGCUAGACUGCAGCACCUCCCCAAAAAUGUUUUCAAGCUCCUCCACCAUUUCCACCCAAAUUCUGCCUUGCAGUGAAAUAUUAAAUGCGGCUACGUAAUACAAGGUUUGGGAAAUUUGCAAACAGUAUUUAUCCUCACAGAGAUUGAAAAGAUAUACAAUAAACUGAAAUGAAAAUGUUUUUGUUCUGUGUAUUUACAUUUUGCUAUAAGCGUACAAUCGUCAGGUUUACGACUUUUACCUGUACAAUUUGGCAUACAUGCAUGUACAAAAAAUAUUGGACUGAUAACAACUAUUUUUAAACUUUAGGGCUGCCGAUGAUUUGAAUGAUAUGGAUUUUGAUGGUAGUAGAUUAGAGGUAAGUACAGUCUUUACAUGUUUUAAACGGCAAGGUGCAAAAAGUAUGUAGGAAACCUUUACAUUAGGGAUUGAUCAUAAUUAUCAACAUGCUGAAUUGUUGUGUCAAUCAGUUGGCUAAGAAACUGACAACAUUGGCCAAAUUGAUUACAAGAUUUGAACAUAAAUUGUGAAAUGAAUUAUGUAUGGAUACCCAAGGAGCUUGUUGGAACAUGUAUUGAGAAAUAUGGUAGAUAAUAUAUGAAAGUUAUGUGGAAACUGGAAAAACUGGUAAAGUGGAUGCCCAUGAUGAUGAUGCUGUCAUUGUUACAUACUGCGUAGACUGAUAAAGAUAAUUCUUUUCGAUAAUUCACACCCAAAACUGCCCAGAAAACUAAUGGCCUUAGUUACCCAUAUGAAAAAAUCCAAUUGGCAUUCGAUCCAGAUGGAAUUUGGCCUAAGGGACUGGUCAUAAAGUAACUGCUAGGGUGGGCUGGAGGUAAAUAAAAAAUUUUGCCAAUAAGUUUGGUCACCCAUCUUAAGAUGUAGAUAAAAAUUUUAAAAGCCCAUCUAAUCUUACAAAAAAAUUUUCAUGACCCACCCAAUCUAAAUUGGGAAAAUACAUUUUUAUAACAAAAAAAACUUGCAGGUAUGAACAUUGUAAAUAUACACCGGCACUGUAUUGACAUACAUAAUUCCGCCAAGCUUGACCAACACAUUCAUCAAUUACGAUAAUGAGCUGCUCUCCAGUUGGUUGUAUUUGCUGUGAUUCGACCAUUUUUUUUUGUUGUAUAAACAAAGUACUGGCUUCAAUAGCACCAUUUGUGUUUGAUAAUUUGGAUAGUUUUGUUUACUUUUAUUAUUAAUAUCUUUAUUUUUUGAAGUGCAGUAGAUAUGCAUGGGUUUUUGUUUGGUGGCCCAACCGUGGACAUACAAAAAAAUUGGCUGCCCAUCGAAACUGCCCAAAGAUUUUCCAUGGCCCAUCCUAAAUCACUCCAGUCCACCCUAGCAGUUACUUUAUGACCAGUCCCUUAAAUUUCCAAUUGCAAUGAUAUUUUCCGUUGUAAGUUCAAUGUAUUCCAAUUUGAAAUUUUAUGUUCCUGUUGGGACUCCAAAUACUACUGGGCGUAAAAAAAAUACCUGUGGUUCCGGGUUCAUAUCGCGAAAAAAUUAGGGUCGAUAGGUCGGAAAUAAUUUUUUUUUUGAAUAUUUUUUUCAUGGUUUUUUCAAUAAAUAGUGUGACAACAGACACCAUUUUGGCAGCAGCCCGCAACCACCCGGAGAAAAUAGGAUCGCACGGUCAAUCGCAUUGAAAAAAUAAUAGGGUCGGCAGAAAAAAAUCGGGUCGGUCAGGAACCGGAACCAAAGGUAUUUUUUUUACGCCUAAGUUUCAAUACAUGGAAUUCGAGCGACUUUUUAAUAGAAAUUUCUUUUUGAAUUCUAAUUGGAUUUUUUUGUAAUGGUAAGCUAGAGUAUACACCUAAAAUAUUCUCACUGUCACAUGUUUAGUGCGUAACUACAGUAAAUUGUGUCAAUGCAUAAUUGUCCUUCGUUUGUUGUAACUCAGCUAGCUUGUAUUGAAGAUGAUUCCCAACCAAUGUAUGAUGACACCACUAAGCAACGAAAUCGACAAGGUGGCAGAAACAGACCACGGUGGAAUCGACAAAAUAGUCAUGCUAAUAUGCCCUUAAGGUGUGUUAACUGUUAAAAUAUAUUUCAGAUGACAUGUGGUAGAUAUACAAGAAAUAUCCAGCAGUUACAUCUACCAUGAUAACAUGGACCGUGGUUUAAGUGUACAAAUGGCUGCACACACAACCAUGGUUGUAUGGACCAUGUAUAUAUGCGAUUACACAAAACCAGGGCUGCCAAGAGGAGAGGCGGGCGGGGAGCAGUUGUUCCCACGCCCCCGGUUCAAAGAGCCCCGCAAAGUGACGAAGGCCCUUAAAAUUUCUUGAUAUACAGUACCAGAUUAUUUGACCGAGAAUUAAAUCCUCUGUGCCGUAUAAUAUAUAUGCAAUAGAGAGUUUAAGCUUCGCGUUAUACGUUAUACGGCAAACGCCAGGCAAAGAAAAAUUUUACAGUAUCAGACAAGAAAGAGUAAGUGAACUGUAAACUUACUGUUUUAAAAUUAAAAUACAUAAUUAUUCUUUCGACGCAAGAAAGAAGAUAUGAAACGAAAACGUUCAACGAAAAUUUUGCCAAGAAUUAAGUUCGAACCUGCCGAUUGCCGUUCCUGGAAACGUGAAGCUUAAACUCCCUAAUAAAUGCAAUACUGUGAAACACCGCGCUUCUCCCGUUAACAGUUAUGACGUCAUAAGAUCCCUUGGAAAAUUUUAUGACGUCAUAGACCCCCUGAGAAAAGUUUCAUUAUUAUAUGGACCAUGAUUAUAUAGACCAUAGUUGGCAAUUAGGUCGCCGAAUGCCGACCGGAGUUUCAAUUGAUGUAAAUGGAUGCUAUUUGUUAAAAAAAAUGACAAUGGUUAGGGCAUCUAUGAAAUAAUUAUAUGACAUUCAUGAUAUUACAGUACUUUAAAUUAAUAGUCUCACGUGGGCUGUUUCUAUAGUACUAUUGUGCAACUUACUAUUAUGUGUUUCAGAAUUUUAAUUCCUGGUGACAUGGUUGGGGCUGUGAUUGGAAAGGGUGGAGAAACGGUCCGCAAAAUGUCAAAUAACACAAAUGCAAGGUACAGUGUAAGCACAAUGAUCACCUUUUAUUUUCAGUGUUAUUCCUUUGUGCUAGGGGUGCACCGGAACCAAUUUUUCAAGUUCCGGCCGGAACCGGAUCCGACUGGAACUGGAAAAAAGUUCCGGCCGGAACCGGAACUGAUUUAUUAAGCCAUAUAUAGUCAUAUGUUACCUUGUCCACUGCCAGACAGGCAGACACUUCAAGUCAUCAAGGAGAGAGCUCGUAAAUGUUAGAAUAAAAAGAUUGACAAAUGUUAAACGUCAUAAUGAAGUGUUAAUAGUGUACAUUUCCCUUGCGUAGUCCACAUUUCUUCCUACUGUGACCUUUUGCUACACAAAAACGUCUGAUAUUCUAUCUCUCUGAAAACAACAGAGUUCCGGUUCCGGCCAUGCUUUUUUUAUUAGUUCCGGCCGGAACUCCGAAAAAUCGGGGUUCCGGCCGGAACUAACUGGCCGGAACCGAGUUCCUGUGCACCUCUACUUUGUGCUGUAAUCAUGUGGCAAUUUUAGAGGCCUGAAUUGAACCUGCGGUCUGGCAUUUGCGGUGUAUUUGCACUCUUAACCAACUGAGCUACAGAGUCUGGUUGUCGAGCUCCAACCACAAGUUCUAUAUAUAUUCAGCAUGAUGGGUGAUGCCAGUAUAAGAUAUGGGUAAAUAUCGAGAUUUCUGGGCAUCUCGCUCGAUAGAAUUAAUAGUUAAUUGAAGGGGUUUUUUGCAGAUUGAAAUUUCGAACGGAAUUACAAAUAUUUAAAAAGGAGGAAAAUUUCUUUAAAAGGAAGAACAGUUAGUAAUUAUGUGCCAGUGUUGGAACCAUGCCACUUACUGUACGUGUGUUAUACGUAUGUGUAAAAACAUGCAGGUUAUUCCUCACCAUGGACAGGAAGCUACUGAGUAGUUUUUCACAGGUAAUGAUAAUCAUUUCAGUAUAUUAAAAAAAUACGAAAAGCAACCGGACAAAAUCUUAAAUUUUAAUAAAAACAGAUAAAAAUAUACAUUUCAUGUUCAGAAAAUUUACAAAUAUAUACUACUACAUACUACUUUAUCAUUAUGGUUAGCAUUUGAGGAGGAUGUUUUUAUUUCUGUUUAUAUACAAAAUACAAUUUCCUUUUGGAAACUAAACUGUUUACCCUCCCAAUAAAGGAAUGACAACAAGGUCUAUAUAUACAGUAGUAUAAUUUAACAAUGCUACGUGUAACACUUACAUACUGAAAGCCCUGUAAAAGAGGUUUUUUAGUAGUACUUCAAACAAAACCAAAAUAGCUGCUCAAAACAUAUGUAUGUGUAAUUAUUAUAGAAUUCUAAUGGAACCAUGGAGGUUCCUCAAGUACGACCGACCACUUUCACGUAACGGAUUAUAUCAUUCCUGCUUCAUCGGAUGGGACAUGUAGAAUAAAAAAGUAUGAAAGCAACUUCACCUAUUAACAUUCACUGAAAGCAACUUCGCCUAUUAACAAUUAAGGACUGCAUGUUUGAUAAUUGAUGCCGUGUCCAUUCGUAAGCAGACCCUAUUGAAUACUGAAAAGGAUCAGUAUUCUGGAUUUGUUGAUCUUGGGGAUGCCAUGCCAAAUUUUAAGUUGGAGAAACUCGCUUUCGAGGCAUUAGUCUUCUGGUUGGAACAAGAAGUCACUGGAAAUGUCCCAUUGGAUAUUGUUAUAGCAGAUAUAAUUACCGCCAAAGACCAAGCGACGGUGCAUGCUAUCUACAUCCUUGGAAAUGGCAGCAAAGGCUGGUUUAAAGUCUGGUCUGUGACAGCAAAUGGCUGGGCAGUCAACCUUAGAACGCUGGAAAUACUUGGUUAUAACUUUGUGAACAGUUGUGAUGCGAUGAGAACUUCAUUUAUUCAUCCAACUACUAGUGCAUGAAGAAGUCUAUAUGUCAUUCUUCAUCCUUGCUAUAUGCUUACAAUGACCCGUAUUGCUCUGGCAACCUUUGGACCUUUGUUGGUGGUGAGGGAAAUUGAUCGACACAGGCUGAAUAAACUUAUUUUGUUCAAUAGUCAAUAACUUUGUUGUACUAUGUUAAAACACGGUUGAUAAUAAAAAAAACCUGACUUGUUGAUCAAAUCUUCUGAAGUUCUAUUCGCACAAAUGCACGCGUAACUUGUCACCAAAUUUGUUUCGAUAUAUAUAUAUAUAUAUAUAUAUAUAUAUAUAUAUAUAUAUAUAUAUAUAUAUAUAUAUAUAUAUAUAUAUAUAUAUAUAUAUAUAUAUAUAUAUAUAUAUGGUGUCCUUGUUUUUGCACAAUUUUCCUCGGUUGAGUUUGUAGAUCAUCCUUUUGUACUUCCAACACAAAAUACAUUUUAAAACCAUCAAAAUAAGUAACAAUUUUCGCUUGCCAUUGCAUUUAAAAUUCAGUUCUAUUCAGCCAUGUAUGACAUGUCUUUUCUUGAAAUACAACUUGCUUCGCCCCCUGCAGUGAUCUCGCGAGGGAACAUAAACACGCGUGAUCGCAUCUCUAGACACGGGUAUCUUCUAGACACGGGUAUCUGGGGAUCAGAUUUUUCAGGCUUCAAGAAAAAUAUAAGCCGUUUAUCUGAAAGUAGCGUUCCAGUUACAUUCAUUUCAAUGACAGUGAAUACCUCUGGUAAGCGCACUGGACAUUUUGAUGACGAAUCACUGUGAAUCAUGGCGUGGCGGCGCUUAUUUGCUGAGUCGGACUUCAUUGUGUCUCUAUUCUGUGUUGCAGUAGCCUGCGCGCAGUCUCAUGACAUUAGUAACUUAAAUAGAGAUUAUAAAAGAAUAGAGUGGGCAUUGCAGAAAAAUCUGAUGGGAGCAAAUAACGCUCUCUGAUCGGCAAAAUCUCGUUGGCCCGGAUGUUUAGGAGGAGCAUAAAGUUACGAAAAUUGUUUUCUUCGACACGUCUUUAUCGUUUUCUACGAUAUAAAACAUAAAUUCCUCAAUUUUUCGCCACAAAUGAAUGUAAAACAGACAGGACUGUUGGUAAAACCAGGAUUGAAUACUUGAAUUGUAGCGAAAAGAUAUGAAAUAGAUUUUCUUGGUUAAAGGUUUUACAUCCGGGUAUAAUUCAAAUUUGCCCCCAUUUAUUAGCAAGCUUCAAUUUGUUCCUUUCGCUUUCCUGGACGUUUUCUGCAAUGCCCACUCUAUUAUUUUAUAAUCUCUAUGGUAACUUAACCAUACGCUUAUGUUUAUCUUUUAUAGAAUUGAUGUACAUAGAACUGUUAAUAUAAAUGGAUUUAAGGUUUGAGCAUUGCAUGCACAUACUAUAUACAUGUGUUACAUGGCCCAGAAUUUAAUUUGUUAUUAGUCUGUAAAUGCUAUACACUGUACAUAUUGUGAUGUCCAAAUUAGGGUUGGGCGAUAUUUCGAUAUUUUGAUUUAUCGCGAUAUUUUCAAUCGCGAUUAUUGUAUCGAAGGUAGAAACUUGAGCGACGAUAUAUCGAAAUUAUCGUCAUGCUCGAUGACUAUCGUGAUAUUGCUUCGCAUGUGUAUAAUGCUUUUAUAAAAUCCUAAAAAAAUUCUUUCAAUUCCUAGAAAAUAUAGUUUUUAAAAGAAUUAAAACUAUUUCCUGAAUUAAAUACGAAUUCGAUACGAUAAAAUGAAAUGAAAUUGAAGGCAAAACAGCGAAUGAAAUCACAGGCGAACCAGCGGAGACAUAGUAGACACUGCAUAGACAGUUCUGGUUUAUGAACAGUAAAUAUUAGACUAGAAAAAGCCUUCAUAUUACUUUAAUUUGUUGUUUUACUUGUUUUUAGUAAGAAUGUAUAAAAGCUUACUAUCCCUAGAUAUUAAUUAAAAUUUAAAAUUGAAAAAUGUGGUCAUUGUUUUUAUUGCAUUUAUCGCGAUAUUAUCGAAUAUCGUGAUAAUUUCCUUGACAAUAAUCGUGAGAUGAUUUUUUAAAUAUUGCCCAACCCUAGUCCAAAUUGCUUGUAUUUUCAGCCUGUGACGAUUACAGGACAGACAGACAGACCUGCAGAGAAUUGUAGUGCAGCAUUCCGAGAAAUACACCAGAAACUUAUCGAAGAAACAGAAAAGAAGUCUGAAGGGUGCGUGAUGCAAUGAAGGUUUUUUGUACAAUUUAAUAGUGUAGAAAUAAUGAACGUUUUAAUUCUUGCGAUAUUAAUUUUUCAUUCGUACAUGCAACGGGAAAAAAUAUUUUCACGAGGUGGAAGAUUAUAUGUUUGACGUUAUAUAAGUCAAUGUUAUAAACAAAUACAUACCUGACUUGCAUGUAUAAUCUUCAAAACGUUUUACAGCGUUCUUCUUUUGAGUUCCUUACUCAUUUGGAAUUUUCUUAAUUAUGGAAUUUUCUUAAUUACCUUCGCAAAUUUGAAAAACUCGUGCAAAUCCCUUAUGGGAAUUUGCAAUGUUCUUAUCGGCUGUUGCAAUAUUCCAAUGCAGAGAAACUUCCUUUUAAAUUUUCCUAACUUGCUGUUUUAAUUUCUUGACUUCCUGUUUUGUUCUGAGCGCUGUCAUUGGGGUGGAUCAUUUUUGUUAGCCGAUUAUAUACAGCGCACAAAACAGAACAGAAAGUUAGGAACUUGUAACAGGAAGUUAAGAACUGGGGGAAAAUUUAAUUGACUUUUAGCAAUAUUGCAAAUUCCCUCAAUAGAUUUGCAAGGGAAUUUUUCAAAUUUGGAAAGGUAAUGGGGAAGGUUGCAAUCAAGUUAAGAAAUCGAAAGAGGAACGCUUGACGUAGUUUACCUGUAAUGAAGAAUUGACAUAAUAAUCGUAUUGGUUUAACUCGGCAUUAUUGCAACCAAAAUAUUUACACCCUCCAGGCCGCCACAAUCACGAUAAGAUUAGGAUUUUGACGGAUGGAAUUUAAUGAAUACUAGACCCUAUAGUAUAAAAUCCACGUCGGGUUUUCCAUCACGUAAUCAUCAUCAGCCAAUUGAAUAACGACAAUUUAAUAAGUAAGGUGUUACAUAAUUUUAAUUGUGAUGGCUACCUUAUAUCACCACUAAUAAUUCCAAUAUACCAUGAAAAUAUCAGUUGCUAAGUGAAAUAUUUUGGAAAAUUGAUUGAAAAUUGAGCUUAUGCCAUAACACUGUUUUCCACGUUUAUAGAGAGGAGCCGACGAGUGUACCAAUGAGAAUGCUGGCACCUGAUUUGCUGAUGGGAAGAGUAAUUGGUGAGUGUCAACGUUGUGUUCUUGUGGAGUAUAUACUGUACAUAUUCAAAUACAGUACCGUACCAUAACUAUAUGUUCGAAUUGUUCAAGCAUAUAUGGAGUAUUAACGUAUUUCAAUUUAGGGAAAGGAGGUAGAAAUUUAAAAGAAAUUAAAGUAAAGACAGGAACAAAAAUAGAUGCCACGAGGUAAGUAAUUUUGAGAAGAUUUACAAAAUACAUCACGACAAUGCACGUCAAUGGUUUUUGAUUCGCUAAAAUACCAUGUUUUAUUGUAUGUAAUAUAUAUACAUAGAUAGACAUUUUUAGUAGGAUCCUUGUUAAAAAAAUCAAUAACGGUUGAGCAAUUGCGAUUGUUCCUGUAACCCGUAAAAGGGUCAAGGUGGCGCCAUAUGAGGGAAAAGGUGGCAUAUUGCACUUGUCAUAUCUUCGGAACGAGUUCGGUGACCCCAACUUUAUUUUCUGUUUUUACCAUGAGCAUAUCAUAAACUUCACCCCUGGGAAGUUUCAGCAAAUUCCCAUUUGCAGAACAAUUACUGAUGAAUCACCUUAAGCCUGCAACCAUAUACAAUACAAUAUGACUUCUGCGUUCUGAAGUUCCCAGACCUGCCGAAAAUCUCUCCUCAGGGCUCAUUGUACUUCAUUAAGGCAGAAGAUGUAGACAAUGAAGACAUGUGUUCAGGGGGAUAUAGACACCCGAGAAUUAGUUAGACGGCUACGAGGGCUUUUGUUGAAUGCUUCGUUAGUAUGCUCUAUUGCUCUAUAUAGAGAAUACUAAUGAUCACAUAAACUCGCUGUAAUUGCUAUGAAGCUCGCUAUGAGACAGUUUAUGGGAUAUUGACCGCUGAAAUACCGCUGAGUGUGUGUUAUCAUGUUCCAAUAAUUCUUAAUAAUUCUUGUCACAUUUUUGCAUUUCAUGAUGAAAUUCACAAACCUGUUUCUAAACUAAGCAUUUGAUUGGCUGCUCUUUCUCUAGUAGCCAAUCAGAGGCUUUGUUUACAAACUUGGUUGCGUGAAUUGGAUUACGGUAUGAACUUCUGAACUCCACAACGAAUUUGGGAAAUUGGAAAUGAAGUUCGGAACAUUUCAAUGAAAAGUAGUGGAGAUCGAUUCCGUUCAGGUAGAGCGAGUUUUAAAACUUAAAAUUACAUCUAUAUUUUAGAGAUCCUGUCACACCAGUUUUUAACGAAAGAAUAAUUACUAUCGAGGACCCUAGUUUCGAGAAUCCCGUUGAAAAAUGUAGCAACGCUGAGGAAGAAAUCAGUCGAAUUCUACGGAAGAGUUAUCAAGAUGAUUUGAAUAACAUGGCCAAUAUGAAUGGCCGCAUGGCUCAGGUAAGAAAACAUAAGUUGAAUAAUCAGGGACGCCGGAAAGUCGAUAAUUGGGGGGGGGCAGAUAUUCAUAUAUUCAUGUUCUGCAUCAUUUAUUUCCUUUGAAAGCGACUGUUUUUACAGUCUGUGAACACGAAUAUAUGAAUAUCUGCCCCCAAUUAUCGACUUUCCGGCGUCCUUGUGAAUAAUGACUUCUCGCUUGCCAACCUAUCUGUGCUUCAUUUAACACGUAGAGUAAACCACCUAUACAGUGUAAAGCACUAUACUACAGUACCUUAAUUGGCUACUAUCGAAGUUUCUGUGAUCUCAGUAGGAAUUUUGUCUUGUUCCAGAGUAGAAACUGAUUAUUACUGAGAAAGAGACUGGUUCGAGGAACUGCAGGGGCUCGGACUCCCCGAAUAUGUACAAAACGAAAGUAACUUUAUAUUUUUAAAUUUUUGUUUAUGUUAAAUUUCACGUCUGUUUUCCGUAUAUUUUGCGAAUUAAAUAAGUUUAAAAACAUGGUCCUUCGUGUCGGAUUAAGUGUUAAUACACAUGCUGAGAACAGCAAUGGGUCUAACGAGAGUGGGUCAAGUUUGGGGUCCACAUGUAAAGUUCAAGUUAGACUGCCAAAGAUUGAAUUACCAACAUUUGAUGGGGAUAUAUUAUGUUGGCAGUCAUACUAUCAGUCUGUUAAAGUGUCCAUUGUGGAUAAUAGUGCUUUAGCUGAUGUGCAAAAACUAGAGUACAUUAUGCGAUCACUGAAGGGUGUAGCUGCUGAGUCGGUUAAGGGAUUUUCAAUAGUGGCUGAGAAUUAUGAAUCUGUUUUGUCAACUCUGAAGGAAAGAUUUGGUCAUUCAAGGUUGAUCUUGGAUGCCCAUAUGAGGGGUUUGAUCCAUUUACCCAGAUUGAGUGCUGAAGAUGCAACAUCUAUGAGGGUGUUUUAUGAUAAAGUAGUCGGGCAUGUUCGCUCGGUUGAGUCAAUGGGAGAGAAGUAUAGCUCUGAAACCUUGGCACCAGUAUUGGUUCCUUUGAUUGUUGAUAAGCUACCAAAAAAAACUUGUGGAAAAGUGGGAGCUUGAAAUUGGAGAUAAGAAAGAGGACUGUUUGCCUAUAAAAACACUCUUUACUUUCUUAGAGCAAGUCAUAAGGGCAAAGGAAUCUAGUACACAAGCCCCUAAUGUAGAAUCCAAACCUCCAAAGAAUAUUUCUUUGAAGGAAGGAUUUCACAAAAAUCCAUCAUUCAGAAGGUCUUCAACAUCAGCGUUGUGUUCGUCUACUCAAACUCAAGAAAAAGGAUCACAAUGUGUGGUCUUGCAUUAAUUUCCUUUCAUUGACAGUGAAAGAGAGAUUCCGGAAAGUUAGUGCUAAAGGUCUGUGUUUCCUGUGUUUGGAAGGUGGUCAUAGGUCGAACAGCUGUAGUCGAAAGACAUUGUGUAAGCAUUGUAGAGGUCGUCACCAUCACCUUCUCCACACAGACCAGCUGCCCCCAAAUAGAACACAUCCAGACAAGACUGAAGCCACAGAAGGUCAGUCUGCAAGUCAAGAGGAUGCAUCAAAGAAUGUUUCAAAGAAUGUAACAGCCAAUUCAGUUGGAACUGAUGACAUUGGAAAGGUGAUUCUACAAACAGUCCCAGCUGUUUUGUGUGGUUCUAAUGGGAACUCAAAGGUUGUUCGCUGUUUUCUUGAUUCAGGUUCACAAACCUCCUUUAUAA
Molecule: messenger RNA, 17753 nt
Organism: Paramuricea clavata
Lineage: Eukaryota; Metazoa; Cnidaria; Anthozoa; Malacalcyonacea; Plexauridae
Source: the annotation of a GenBank genome assembly